ACAGUGUCAAAAGUUUGAUGUCAUUGCUGUCAUACAUAUUCCGUAUACGUAUAAAAAUGUAAACAGUCACAACAUCACGAAAGUACUAACUAGUCCAUAAUCAAUGUUUGAUUGAUGAUAUAUUGAACAGCCGUAACAAAAAAGUUUGUAAACUCGUUAACUUAAAUAUCAGAUGUUAAAUAAAAUUUCUGGAUUUUAAAUACUUAUAUCAGCACAUUUUUUUGAUGUUGCUUGUUUGUGAGUUGCAGCUUGUAAGGAAUAUCAUAAAUGGCGAAUUUUCCUACUUUAGGUGCUCAGCAAGAAACUAAUCGUAAAAUUCUGGAGGAUCUACAGUUAAAAAAACAACUAUUACAGAAAGGUAACAUUCCAGGAUUAGGUACUGGAAUAUCCACUAAUACGCUUUACCAGAUUCCUGCGAGCCAAUUAUUACCAUCGUCGGAUUUUUCUCAAAGUAGCGGACUGGCAAACGCGCCUCGUUCGGUGUUUAAUGCAACUACAUCAACAACGUUAGGGUAUUUCGUCUCCCAAGACUCUUACUACGGAAAUACCUUCAUACCUGUGCUACCACGACUCGAUCCAGUGCCUUUGAACUAAAAUAAUGGCUUGUAUAAAGCUAA
Molecule: messenger RNA, 617 nt
Organism: Bactrocera tryoni
Lineage: Eukaryota; Metazoa; Arthropoda; Insecta; Diptera; Tephritidae
Product: SOSS complex subunit C homolog
Exons: 4
Coding region: 268-594 (108 amino acids)
Biological process (GO): DNA repair
Cellular component (GO): nucleoplasm; SOSS complex; nucleus
Source: RefSeq, a predicted model, not a curated record